Molecule: messenger RNA, 490 nt
Organism: Tauraco erythrolophus (red-crested turaco)
Lineage: Eukaryota; Metazoa; Chordata; Aves; Musophagiformes; Musophagidae
Source: RefSeq, a predicted model, not a curated record
GCUGUUAUACUGCUGGGAAGAAAUAUUCCCUCAAUCCUGAGGAUGACUAAAGGAGUGGAUCCAAAGAUAAGCAGAAGGCUUUGCGUUAAACCCCAGGAAGAAAGUCAGCUUCAGGCAAAAAGUCGGACUCCUUUGAGGGUGCCUGGACACAAGCCUACAGACUGGGAGAAAAGAUUUUUGUUGUGGGCAGGCAAUUUCAAAAAACCAGAGGAUAUACCAGAGACUGUCUCGAUUGAAACAAUCCGAGCAGCAAAGACCACGCUGCGUGUGAAGUUCAGCUACGUGAUGAUUGCCUUGACAGUCCUGGGAUGCAUCAUCAUGGUGGUUCAAGGGAAGCAGGCUGUAAAAAGGCACGAAACUCUUACGAGCAUCAACUUGGAGAAGAAAGCUCAGUGGAGAGAGGAAGCUACUCAGAGUACAUCUGCUAAAUCUUAGAGAAGGAAACGGAGAGACCAAGGACGGGAGAAGAAAAGCUGAUGUCCUUCUCAGC